Molecule: messenger RNA, 951 nt
Organism: Heterostelium album PN500
Lineage: Eukaryota; Evosea; Eumycetozoa; Acytosteliales; Acytosteliaceae
Product: CAP domain-containing protein
Exons: 2
Coding region: 1-951 (316 amino acids)
Source: RefSeq, a predicted model, not a curated record
AUGAACAUCAAAUUAAUAUUAUUAAUAAAUCUAUUAAUUUUAAAUACCUCUAUUGUUUUUGGAUACGGAGAAUCGUCCUCAGGUCAUCCAAAUUGGCAAGAGAGAGAAGCCCAUAUGAUAUUAAACAGUGUAAGAAUAGCAAAUUAUUUUCCAUUUACAUUACCAAGCAAUGUAAUGAGUAAUGAAAAGUAUCCAGCGGUUGAUCCAGUCUACUACGACGAUAAGAUGAAUAAACUGUCGAAACUACAUUCUGAUGAUAUGGCAAUGAAUGGUUGUUUCCAACAUGAUUCUUGUAACGGUACUGGUAUCAUGCAAAGAGUAUUCGCCAAUCUCGAUCCAAAGUGUUUGAGAGCAUUUGCCGAAAAUAUUGCUGCUGGCUACAGUUCCGGUUUGGAUAUUAUCAACUACUGGAUCUGUGAGAAAACUCUAACCGGUAAGGAAUGCUAUCCAGAUGGAACUAAAGAUGGUCAUCGUGUAGCUCUGAUGUCCAGUAAAUACAACACAGUAGGCACCUCCAGAGUAGUUAACGAUACCUCUCGUUUCAAAACCUAUUGGACUCAGGAUUUCGAGUUGAAUGGAUGCAAUAAGGUUCCCCCAUCUCCAAUUCCAUCGGGUUCCCACACUUUUGUAAACAACAAACUUCGUUACUUGGCAGCCUGGAGCUCAACAGCUGCACCCACCUCUGUGAAGAUUCAUUUGAAUCAGAGACUAUUGUCCGACGAAAAACAAUACCAAUUGUCACUCCAUCUCGGAUCAGCAUCGAAAGGUAUCUACAUGUAUGAACCGGAUACCUACAAUGAAUGUCAGAGUUACUUCUUUACUUUUACAACAGCCGAUGGUACAACUUACCGUUAUCCAACCAGUGGAUUCCUCAAGACUGUUACCUCCGCCACUUCCAAAUGUGAUGCAUGGACAUCCGAUUUAAGUUUAAUUCUUUCACUUUCACUUUAA